AUGACUGGAAAGGAUCAAUCAAGCUCAUUAAACCAUGGAAUCAUCCAUUUCCAUGAGUCCCUUCUCAAACAUUUUCACCAAAUCUUUCGCAAUUACGCAGGACCUGAUAACCACUGGAACGAAAGUCAGAUCCGCAUGUUCUGGGAACAUGUUCAAGAGGAACAUUUUGGUGGCCGCCUGAGUGCUAUGCCCUCUAAUGAAAUGGACUUUGGCGAGUUCCUGCACUCCAGCCAUAACACCUAUCUAACUGGGAAUCAGCUUUCCAGUGACUCAAGUACGAAAGCCUAUGUGGAUGCUCUACUGCGUGGAUGCCGUUGCAUUGAAAUCGAUGUGUGGGAUGGCAAAGAGUUCUACAUGCACGAGGAGGAGGAAGACAACAAAGGGCAAAUGCGGCCGCUGACAAAGAGAGACAAGCUGGGUAUUAAACUUGCAUCAUGGAUAGUUGAAAAGUUCGAAAAACCCGAAGUCAUUGACAUGAUUGGCACUGUCGACGACAGAAUGAGCGAAGUAAUCCAUACCGAGCCAAGGGUUCUCCACGGCUUUACUCUCACCAAGGAAAUCUCUUUUCGCAGCGUUUGCGACACAAUCAGGCGGUACGCCUUUCUAGCGUCGGACCUUCCCCUCAUUGUUAGUCUCGAGGUACACUGCACACCUUUACAACAAGGUGUCAUGGUCAGCAUCAUGGAAGAAGCGUGGAAAGAAUUCCUGUUACCUACACCAGACACCGAGCCCAAUUCGUUACCGUCGCCCAGAGACCUAAAGCGCAAAAUCCUUAUCAAAGUCAAGUAUGUGCCAUCCGAAAAGACGCCCGGCUCAACAACUUCAGACACAGAAAGCAUACAUUCAUUAGGAAUGCAGACUUCCGCUCAAGAAAACCGUCCAAAGGAUGCCAAACCGGCCAAGAUCAUACCAAGGUUGAGUCAGCUCGGCAUCUAUACUCGUGGUGUAUCUUUCAAAUCGAUCACGCAGUUAGAGGCCUCUAUGCCCAAUCAUAUCUUUUCGCUUUCCGAGCCUGCAGCUAUCGAGCUCCACAGAAAGCAGCCUCUGGAGUUGUUCAAUCAUAACAAAAACUAUCUCAUGCGCACAUACCCGGCCGGUACUCGUAUCGACUCUCUCAACUUUGAUCCGAACCCUUUUUGGCGUAUGGGCAUCCAGAUAGUGGCACUCAAUUGGCAGACCUGGGAUGUGGGCAUGAUGUUGAACGAGGGUAUGUUUUCGGGUACUGAUGGCUACAUCCUUAAGCCAAACGGUUAUCGAAGUUCCGACGAGUCGACAUCGCUUGAUGAGGAGCCGGUUAUUCCACAAGUGACGCUUAAUCAUCUUGCGAUCAAGAUCUUGGCGGUUCAAGAUAUCCCAACUGACAACACGAGCGACGACCCCGACGAUUUUCGGCCCUACGUGAAAGUGGAAUUGCACACAGAUGCAUACAUAUCCACCCCAAUCCAAUUGAACAACAAAACUGGUCACGCGAAAGGCACGAAGUAUAGAGAGCAGACCACGAUCAAGGAGGGUAUUAGUUCUGAUUUUAUGGCUGAGCUUUUGGAGUUUGAAAACGUUGAGUGCGUAAUACCUGAACUAGCAUUUGUCACGUUCAUUAUAAUGAACGAUGUGGUUGGACCGGAUGUCCUGGCAGCUUGGGCUUGCAUUAGGCUUGACAGACUCAGGAGUGGCUACCGUCUAGUCAGGCUAAUGGACAAGACAGGUACUAAAUGCAGAUGUUUAUUAUUGGUUCAUAUUACCCAGACAUUUAGUAAAUGUCUUUAA
This is a messenger RNA of Bipolaris victoriae FI3, 1764 nucleotides long. RefSeq lists its product as hypothetical. The transcript has 2 exons. Gene Ontology annotation, molecular function: phosphatidylinositol-4,5-bisphosphate phospholipase C activity. Gene Ontology annotation, biological process: phosphatidylinositol-mediated signaling; lipid metabolic process. The coding region runs from base 1 to 1764 and encodes 587 amino acids. The record is from RefSeq and is a predicted model, not a curated record. NCBI's taxonomy places the organism in Eukaryota, Fungi, Ascomycota, Dothideomycetes, Pleosporales, Pleosporaceae.